CUUGUUUUCUGUACUAUUUACCCUAAGAUUUCAGUACGAAAUUGACUUGGAUCUUUCGAAUUUGUAUCCGGGGAAUCGAUUCAUCCACGGCCACUCAUCACCUUGAAUUUGACUUGACUAUCGACCAGUUGCGAAAAUGCCAACCGCGACAGCUCGUGGCGGCCCGCGGUCGUCAAUGGGUGGUCCCGCUCCCACUGCAAACAUGGGCCCUCGCAUUGGAACUGCUGGAAAGGUCAGUGGUAAGAAGCUGCUGCAUGGUGCAGGUGGGAAGCGUCAUCGCAAAAUUCAGCGAGACACAAUCCAGGGCAUCACAAAAGGUGAUAUCAGACGUCUUGCCCGUCGUGGCGGAGUGAAGCGCCUGGCGGGGAUGAUAUAUGAUGAAACCCGAGAGGCCAUGAAGAAAUAUCUCGAAAGGAUCCUCAGGGACUGUGUGGCCUAUUGCGAUUAUUGUCGCGCCAAGACAGUAACCGUACACGAUGUCCUCCAUUCUCUGAAAAGAAUUGGUAGACCAGUCUAUGGAUUUGAUUCGCCACUUCCCGCGCCAAAGAAGGCGCCGGCACCCAACUCUUGAUCAACAUUCGGUUCAGAAUGCUACGGCCAUGCCCAAGUUCUUCUGACCUAUCAUGAAUGAUGUGCUUGGGAUUGACGGUUGCGAUGGCGUUGGGAGUUUACACAGUGUCUUUGUCUUGGUCAUUUGCGGGACUGUUCAUUUGUUAUUGUACUUGGCCAACUUUUGGGACGUCACAGCAAGGGCGGGCUGGCCUUUUGUUUCUGUCUUUUUUUUUUUUUUUUUUUGUUUUUCUCAUGACG
Molecule: messenger RNA, 810 nt
Organism: Pyricularia grisea
Lineage: Eukaryota; Fungi; Ascomycota; Sordariomycetes; Magnaporthales; Pyriculariaceae
Exons: 6
Coding region: 137-571 (144 amino acids)
Biological process (GO): nucleosome assembly
Molecular function (GO): DNA binding; protein heterodimerization activity; structural constituent of chromatin
Source: RefSeq, a predicted model, not a curated record